AUGGUCCUCCCGAGGUUUCUGUAUACGUAUAACAACCUCGAGGUCUUGAAACUCCGCGCGUCUAUCGUCCUCGACGUCCCCGAGGACGUUCGUCUCCCUUCCUUGAAAACUCUGCACUUGCUCUGCGUGGAGUUUUGGAGCGUCGAGUCCGCGUGUAAGCUUCUGUCGGGAUGUCCUGUCCUCGAGGAGCUGGUGUUCGACAAGAGUGAUAACGUCUCUCCGCCGUGUUUCUAUAUCGAUGUGCCUUCGUUGAAGAGGUUGUCGAUUCUCGAUACGUAUCGAGAUGAGGAGAACGAUUCUGAUGUUAGGGUUGUGAUAAAGACUCCGGCUUUGGAGUAUUUGAACGUGUUGGAUACGUGUGACUCUGGUCUCUUGCUUCUGAGCGAGAAGAUGGAGGAGAUGGUUGUGGCGAAUGUUAAUGUUGUUUUCAAAAGUCCUGAGACGCUGAUGAGAUGUUUUACAUUUAUCCAAUCCAUCCCACUACUUCAAGGUCUUAAAGCUGAGCUUUUUGCUGAAAAACAAGAAUUCGUCAGAAAAUAUGUCGAACGUGUUUUCGAAGUUUUGCAAUCAAGAUUUGCAAUAGUAAAAAAUCAUGCUCUACUAUAG
Molecule: messenger RNA, 606 nt
Organism: Raphanus sativus (radish)
Lineage: Eukaryota; Viridiplantae; Streptophyta; Magnoliopsida; Brassicales; Brassicaceae
Product: putative FBD-associated F-box protein At3g50710
Exons: 1
Coding region: 1-606 (201 amino acids)
Source: RefSeq, a predicted model, not a curated record